Messenger RNA from Castor canadensis (American beaver), 831 nucleotides. It is a transcript of the gene Sumf2, whose product is annotated as sulfatase modifying factor 2. Gene Ontology annotation, cellular component: endoplasmic reticulum. NCBI's taxonomy places the organism in Eukaryota, Metazoa, Chordata, Mammalia, Rodentia, Castoridae. The record is from RefSeq and is a predicted model, not a curated record.
CCUGCAGGUCCCGGCUCUGGCAUCCGAGAGAGAUUGGAGUUCCCAGUGGUACACGUGAGCUGGAACGAUGCUCGUGCCUACUGUGCAUGGCGGGGGAAACGGCUGCCCACUGAGGAAGAAUGGGAGUUUGCUGCCCGAGGGGGCUUGAAGGGUCAAGUUUACCCAUGGGGGAACAAGUUCCAGCCAAACCGCACCAAUCUGUGGCAGGGGAAGUUCCCCAAAGGUGACAAAGCUGAGGAUGGCUUCCAUGGACUGUCCCCAGUGAAUGCUUUUCCCCCACAGAACAAGUACGGGCUCUACGACCUCAUGGGCAAUGUGUGGGAGUGGACGGCAUCCACAUACCAGGCUGCUGACCAGGACAUGCGUGUCCUCCGGGGUGCGUCCUGGAUUGACACAGCAGAUGGCUCCGCCAAUCACCGGGCCCGGGUCACCACCAGGAUGGGCAACACUCCAGACUCAGCCUCAGACAACCUGGGCUUCCGUUGUGCUUCCACUGCUGGCCGACCACUUGGGGAGCUGUGAGCAGCCAUCAAAGACCAGGAGUGAAGUCCCCUGGUACCAUGCUUUUCACUAACCACGUUCCAAACACAGCCAACUCUACACUGUUUAGCUUCAGCGUCAGGGGUGACCUCUCCCUUCCCCACCCCUCUGUGGCAGGCACCCCACAAGGGGCAGGAGAGACCUCACCUUCAAGGGUGGCCUCUGUCUCAUGGAGAAGGGCUCAGUGCAUAGACUGUGACAGAGUGGGUGUUUCUCUUAGAAGUUAACAACCUAGAGGCCAAACACUCCAACAGUUGAAACAGUGCUCUAAGAGGAAGUUUGCAAAAACAU